UUGCCCCGGAGGCGCCAGGGAUGAAACGCCCUUUUUUUGUGUGCCGCCGCCGCGGAAGGCCGGCGUCCCCCACCACUCCGGCUUCCUCGCCGCCGGCCAAGCUCGUCGCCCCUCGACCCCUCGGAAUCGCCUGAGGUGGUCUCCUAGCGAGAAUGUCGACCACCACCAGCACCCUGAGGAUGAAGCUCCUUAUCGACACCAAGGCAAACCGCGUGGUGUUCGCGGAGGCAGAUAAGGACGCCGUCGACUUCCUCUUCUCCCUUCUCGCGCUGCCAGUGGCCACGAUCGUCGAGAUGCUCGGCAAGGGCUCCAUGCCCGGAAGCUUCGGCAACCUCUACGGGAGCGUGGAGAAGCUCGACGACAGCUACGUCCUGCCCGGUGCCGAGAAGAAAACUGUCCUCCAGCCUGCGGUCGUGCCUUCGGCCGCGAGCACCAGCCGCAGCUCCCUCCUGCUGGCGCCGUCGUCCGGGCGGCCACGGAGCUUCUUCAGAUGCGGGAACAGCCUCAUAUACAGCAGCUGCUUCAGCUACGUGACGGACACGAGGGACACGAGGUGUCCGAGCUGCAGCAGCAAGAUGAACUCUGCACUCAAGUUUGUAGCUCCAGUAGCCGGCGGAUCCGGGCACGACGUGCAGAAGGCCUCGUCCUCCACCUCCGCGGGAGCAGCCAAAGGGCUCGUCAAGGAGGCGGUGACAUACACGGUGAGGGACGACCUCACCGUGGCCCCCAUGUCCACCAUCUCCACCAUCACCCUGCUCAACACCGCCGGGGUCACCAACUUCGCCGCGCUCUUGGAGAAGACCGUGCGGCUUGGCUACGCCGAGGGUCUGGCGAUUGUCAAGGCCUCGCUGCAGUCCAAGACCGUCCUCACCGACGUCUUCCUCGGCAACAAGCGUCCCCGCGGCUGUGCUUGAAGCUGAAUCUCUCUAGCUCGCCGGUCAGUGCGCGGCUGAGCAGCUCAAGCGUAUUUUGUGACAACCCGUUAGGCUCCUGUGUGAGUUCUGGAUCGACUCUCCUGGGACCUAACCUGGUAGUAUACUAGUAUUAGGUUGUGUUGGCAACCCAGGCUUAUGGUUGACCAUGUAUGGGUCUCUUUUGUUGCGGCUCAAACUCUUGGGUUAGUGUGUUAUAGGUUAGGUUAGAGCUCUGGCGAUGUCCUUGGUUUGGACCGGAUGUGCCACUCGCGAUCAGGCAAUGCGUUGUAUGCAGUCGUCGUUUGGUU
This is a messenger RNA of Panicum virgatum (switchgrass), 1222 nucleotides long. RefSeq lists its product as uncharacterized. Lineage: Eukaryota; Viridiplantae; Streptophyta; Magnoliopsida; Poales; Poaceae. The coding region runs from base 153 to 914 and encodes 253 amino acids. The record is from RefSeq and is a predicted model, not a curated record. The transcript has 3 exons.